GAGUAUUAUCUUUCAUUUGUCAUGUUUCUUCCCAUCAGAACCGAAGAUUCGCUGGAUACGGCACGGGCAAGGGCACCCACCAUAAGGUGACCACCUUCCUAUUCAAUCCCUAGGGCUUGAGGAAUGCCCACGCGCGAUGUUGCCAUUUAUGCCCAAUUUAAAGGGCGGCACUGCCUCCAACUUGUCGGUCUUUCAGAAAGUCUUGUGAGAAUCGAACUUUCUGUCGCAAGUCUAAUCCUCCGGUUUCCAGCGAUAAUAACAUGUCCUUGGCACCUCAGGCCCUCGGAGCUGUAGCCGAUCCCCGCUCCUCGGUAGAGGCGGACAAUAUUGGGAGCUAUGGGAAUCGAGUUCUCCAUACGCUUCAUGACCCCAAUGUUACUUUUGAAGAAUAUUUGCAUUAUGCAAGCGUCUCUCGUGCAGAGGAGAGCGAGCUACCGCCUGCCAAAGGGCCAUUUGGGAACGUAUGGCGUUCGAUCUUCCUCGGCAAGAAAUCCAAAACCCUAGAAGGAAACCCAGCAGAUGGAUCAGUCGUGAACACCAUCGAGCAAAGCCCUGGAGAGAAAGGAGCGAGGGAAAUGGGAGAAAAAGAUACCAAAGCCAGCGACGAGGUCAAUAACUCGUUCAUGGCUCCUGCUUCGGCAGUCACCGAGGAGGAGUGGAAAGAUGCAUCCCGCGCGGCAAGAACGGCGACUUGGGGAGCCGUAUUCUACUUGAUCACGACUGAUAUUCUGGGGCCAUUUUCUGUGCCAUGGGCCUUUACACAGCUUGGAUAUGGACCUGGUAUUGCAUUGUAUACGGUAUUUGGUGGUCUCGCAGUAUAUACUGGAUGGCAGCUAUGGAAAGUCUUCAUCGGACUCGACAGCGAUCGCUACCCGUUGAAAAAUUACGGCGAUAUGGCCUUUCGAGUCUACGGCCCAUGGGCACGAUAUGUUUGCAAUGUUUUGCAAAAUUUCCAGUUCUUUCUGAACGUCGCGCUGCUGAUUAUGACCUACGGAAUCUCAAUUCGCCAACUUUCAAGGCUCCGGCUUUGCUUCAUCGUCUGCCUCAUUGUAUUUACCAUUGCGGGUUUCCUCCUUGGACAAAUCCGAAGUCUGCAGCGUUUCGGAUACGUUGCCAACCUUGCCGUCUGGCUCAACCUCCUUGUCAUAUUCUUCACAAUGGGUGUUGUCGCACACAGCCCCCCCAACUAUGUUGCCGCCCAGCAGACCUACGGCAUCCCACCAAAUCAACCCAUCCAACACACUGCCGGUUCUCCUGCGGGCCUUACCUUCCUUGAUAACAUUAACGGACUCAUGCAAGCCGUCUUUUCCUAUGGUGGCGCCACGCUCUUCUGCGAACUCAUGGCCGAGAUGCGCAAGCCCAAGGACUUUUGGAAGGGUCUCGUCUGCGCCGAAAUGCUCAUCUACGUGUGCUACAUGCUUUUUGGGCUUUUUGUGUACUCUUACCAGGGCCAAUACGCUGCCAAUCCCGCUUUCCAGGGCAUCGACCCCCAGUCGUGGCAAGACGUGGGCAACGCGCUCGGUGUCAUUUCUGCCCUCAUCGCCGCCUGCAUGUACGGCAACAUUGGCAUCAAAGUCCUCUACGCCAAUGUCGGCCAAGAGCUUUUCCACGGCCCUCGUCUUGAAACCCGUAAGGGUCGAUUUAUCUGGACCGCCCUCGUCCCCGUUUACUGGAUUGCCGCCUUCGUCAUUGCCGCCUCCGUGCCCCAGAUUUCCAAUUUCUCCUCCCUUGUAGGCGCUGCAUGUAUCAUGCAGUUUACCUACACGUUCCCCCCGCUUCUCAUGAUCGGCUAUAACACCCAGCGUGAUGCCAUCUUACCGGAAGAAACUUUUGAUCCCGUGACCGGUAGACUCAAUCGCAUCGAUGGCGGUAUCAAGCGCUGGCUCCGUGGUUACCGUCGUCGCUGGCUCCAGAAUACUUGGGAUCUCGUCUUCUUCUUGGGCUCCUGCGCCACGGCCGUCCUCGGAAUCUACGCCAGUGUUGUCUUGCUCAAUGAUGGCUACCAGCAUAAUAAAGGCCAAAAUGUUGUUGCGUUCAACUGCGUCAGUCCCGUUGGAUAGAUUCUUCUUCUUUUCUCUUUCCAUCCCCUUUUUACUUCCCUUCCCCCCUUUUCUCCCCUUUUUUUUUUUUCUCUUUUCGUUUCCUUCACUUCUUCUUCUUCUUCCCCUCUCCUCCAAUCUCUAUUUUUUUUCGUUCUAGAUUCUCUUCCCCCCCUCUUUUAGGGUGAUCAGUUUCUGUAGUAGAUAAGGAUACCGUGGCAGAGUUGUCAUUGUUAACAUGUAUGAUUCACGUUCAUAAGG
Molecule: messenger RNA, 2300 nt
Organism: Xylona heveae TC161
Lineage: Eukaryota; Fungi; Ascomycota; Xylonomycetes; Xylonales; Xylonaceae
Exons: 6
Coding region: 261-2060 (599 amino acids)
Biological process (GO): amino acid transmembrane transport
Cellular component (GO): vacuolar membrane
Molecular function (GO): amino acid transmembrane transporter activity
Source: RefSeq, a predicted model, not a curated record